CAUGUAAACACUGGAGCACAGUGCACAAUGGCUUCUUCGACUUGUGGAUAUCGUCAGUUUCAGUCUCGUCAACUUAUAUUGUUUUGUGUUAUUAUUAACUGUGUUUCUAGCCUAACUAUAGAUUAUCUCCCCACUGUUUGCAAUGGCAAAGCUUCAACAACCACAAGUCUCUGGCUGGAAAGCAGUACUGCUCUGACGUACACCAAUGACGUCAGCUGUACGUAUGAGAUCACAGUGACGGCCGGGAAGCAGGUUCUAGCCCUUUUCCAGCGCUUUGAAUUAGAGAACAAACUCGGUGGUGCAUGCGUGGAUUACGUUGAACUGUACGAAGGCAGUGGGGUGAGUGGUACGAAGCUGACGUCUGAACGGCUCUGUGGGAAAUCCCUACCCGUGAAUCAUACGUCAUCAGGAAACGCCAUGAUGCUCUACUUCAAGACCGACAACUCUGGAACAUUUAGAGGCUUCAGUUUGCUGUUUGUGGAAAUCAACCCAGCGCCGUGCGGUACGAGUCAGUUCCGGUGUAACAACAGUUUGUGUAUUUCCGCCAGUCUCCGGUGUGACAACUACAACCAUUGUGGAGACGACAGCGAUGAGGCGGACUGUGCAGAAACCGAAACGGAGCAGCUGACGAAGGACAACACGGCAUUAAUCCUGGGAGCCACGUUCGGCAGUCUGGCGUUUGUGCUGCUCGUCACGGGUGUUGCGUACUACGUGUACAACAGAAACAAGUGGCGCAGGUUCCUCGCCGACCACUGGGAGGAUGAAGGGGCCGUGGACACGGGUCUGUCUUACCCGGUCACGGAUAGGUACUUCAAGGGAAGACGAGGCCACCCAAAAUAUGACAAACUUCAGGAUGGAGUCGCAGAAAACAUUCAAAAUUCUCAGACAGAGCAGACCGUACCACCCGUUCUCGUUUCAUCAUCACCGUCGUAGGUGAAGCAAUUAACACCAUGAAGAACAAAAUCUGACUGCACCCCCGGGAAGUAGGGAGGUAUCCCCCAGAACGGCCGUUCAUGAGAAUUCGGUGGAUGUGAACAUGUAUGAAAUGUAUGAUUUCAUUGGAAAGGAUUUUAUACUUCUGUAUUUAUUUCUUAUUUUAUCAGAGUGGUACCUAGCAUAAAUAAAUCCCUUAUCAGAGUCGUAUCUAGCAGGGCGUAGUAUGCUCCCCUCCCCACUGUCGUGAACACAUUUGACGGGAUAUUUUGAGGAGGUUUGACACCUUAUAGCCGCUGUUUUUGUGCUACGGUCUAGUAGUACGUGUUUAUUGUUGGUAUUCCAAGAUUAAUCUCCAUGCCAAAAUUUAAAAAAAACGGUUUAUAAUGUUUGUAACUUUUUAUCAUAAAAAGGAGAUAUACAGUCGUGUGUCAAUUUGUACAAAGUUAAAGUUGUUUGGUUUCACCACACCACUAGAGCACAUUGAUUGAUUGAUCACGGCCAUUGGAUGUCAAAGGAAAUAUGCUACAUUUUCCCCAUUGUUAGCAAGGGAUCUUUUAUGUGCACCAUACCAGAAAGGAUAGCAUAUACCACGGUCUUUGAUGUACCAGUGGUGGUGCGUUAAACAUUAAUUAAUUUAUUCAUUCAUAUUUAGAGGAAUUACCCAAGUCUGGUUGCUAUUUUCUUGUUAGACAAAAUGACACAUUGGCAUCUAUAAUGGGCACCUUAUUUUUUGGAGGUAGGUGGGGGCUAUACCUCCCCGUGUACACCCUGCUAUAUACGGCACUGAUCAACUCAUGAUUUGGAAGACCAAAAUGAGAUAAGGGCCCGUGCUUAUAAAACUUUAGAGUCCAAACACAAUCUGUAAUGACGUCACACGCAUACCAUUUGUAUGGCGUUGCCAUGACAUUAGCGCCUCCGACUCUAUUAGAGUCUCGAGUCUAGACUAAGUAAAAGUUGUAUAAGCACCAGGCCUGAUUACACAUAUUACAUUAAUCAUAUUCAUAACAGGGACGUGAUAAUACAAAUAGAUUUUUAUUACUGAAGAAUGAUUUUGCUUUGAUGAGUAAAAACAUUGGUUUUGUAACUAAUUAACGUCGCUUGGCACCUAGUAGCUGAGGCACUGUUUGGGUUUGGGUGUCGUUAAAUAUUCAUUCAUUCGCUCACGUUGUACGUUUUUAUUUUUUUGCCGAAACGUGCCUUGAAUUUAUACAAAUGAUUUUUGAUAAACUGAAAUUAAAUAAUAUGAAGCUGUACUGGGAAAUGUACUUAGAACUACGUAUUACUGUAUCAGGCCAAACAAAAUAUAUUGCUGGUCUCUGGUCAGCUCUCGUUCAGUUUUAAAAUUUACCUCGGCAGUUAUAACAGCGUCAUCUAUAUGAACAAUAAUGCCGCGCCAGCUACCAAAAAAUACAUAGAACCGUGGGUCCAAAUAAGGUUAUUUUUGGGGUCAGUGUCGAAGUCAUUAAAGUUACCUUGGCUAUGUAGAAAUUGUGAUGGGAAGCAUUUAGGGUACACAAUUAAAUGGGGGUGGGGGGGGGGGGGGGGGGUACCAUGACCACUGAGGAGGGACAAAGAAAACUGAUACCCACUUUUUAUGUUCAAUUCAUGCAUUUAAAAAAAACCCAAAACAAAACAAAACAAACAAAAAAAGCAACAAAGAAACAACGAAUUAAAAAACAACGCAUCCCCACAUGGAUUUUGACCAGAGACUGACUAUUUUGUAGCCAUUUUCUUUUUUGUUGUUUUCUUUUUGUUUUUGUGGGGGGAUUUUUGUGUUUUAUGUUUUGUGUUAUAUUUGUGUGGGUGUGUUAAGUUAAGUAUUAUAUAUAUAUAUAUAUAC
Molecule: messenger RNA, 2776 nt
Organism: Gigantopelta aegis
Lineage: Eukaryota; Metazoa; Mollusca; Gastropoda; Neomphalida; Peltospiridae
Product: low-density lipoprotein receptor-related protein 3-like
Exons: 4
Coding region: 28-933 (301 amino acids)
Molecular function (GO): protein binding
Source: RefSeq, a predicted model, not a curated record